Alnus glutinosa is the source of this 1540-nucleotide messenger RNA. RefSeq lists its product as uncharacterized. The record is from RefSeq and is a predicted model, not a curated record. NCBI's taxonomy places the organism in Eukaryota, Viridiplantae, Streptophyta, Magnoliopsida, Fagales, Betulaceae. Bases 203 to 1438 code for a protein of 411 amino acids. The transcript has 11 exons.
CAAAAAGCUGCAAAUCUCUCUCUCUCUCUCUCUCUGUAGCCUGUAGGUGUUCAUAUAUGGUUACAUUACAUAUAAAGCUAAGCAGAUUUAGCUUCCCCUCUAAAUAGUUACCCAUAUCCAUGAGCAUGCUAUAGAGAGCUAGCUGUAACGCUAUAUAUAUAUAUAGUAUAGCAAGAGGACUUUGUUUCUUGUUCAUUUUUGAAUGGCUUCUUCUUCUUCUUCUUCGUCAAGUUGUUGGGUGCAACUCUUCAUCUUCGUUGAGGUUUGGUUCUUCUUCAAUGUUGGGUGUCUUGACGGUGUGAAUGCAGCAUCGUUGACGGCAGCGACAGUGGGUAACAUUUCAAAGGUGGAAGAAGCCGUCAAUUUCCAUAUAUACUAUGGCCAGACCUUCAAAGUUAUCAAGAACGCCAUUGACGGGAAGAGCUACCUUCUCAUCCAGAAAAAUUCGAGGAUGGCAGCAAGGACAAAGUAUUGCACCUCAAGGAUCAAAUCAUUUGUCAUUCCACUGUCAAACUAUUCCAUUGAUGCCGAAUUAUUUCCAGUGUCCUUUUUGGAGCUUUUAGGGUUACUAGGGAACUUGAAGGGCAUUACAUCAGAUCCUGUGGCUUCUCAAUGCGUAUUAAAAUUAUACCAAAGUGGAGAAAUUCAGACAAUCAACAAGAGUGAUCCGCAACAGCUUGUGCAAUUCGGGGCACACUUUGUUACCAGCACUGAUCAACCACAAGGUUGCAAUAUUGCAUCUUUUGUUCCCUUCGUAGAAGACACACCUCUGCAGAGGGCAGAGUGGAUCAAGUUUUUGGGAGUUUUCGCAAAUCUUGAAACGACAGCCAAUGAAGUCUACGAUGCAAUUAGAGAGAAUUAUUUAUGCCUGACUAAAGUUGCAGCAAGCAAGAAACCCUUCAAACCGACAGUAGCUUGGAUGGGAUAUUAUGAUGGUGUCUGGUCAUUUACAAAGGAAGCAUACAAGUUGAAGUAUACAGAAGAUGCAGGCGGAGAGAACGUGGACAACUCUAUCAAUAAGAUGACUUAUAACAUCUCUAAUCCUGAAGAUUUGGAUCAAUUGCAUGCCAUCCUAUGUACUGUGGAUGUAGUCAUUGACGAAACAUAUACUACCGAUCCGGCAGGCUACACUUUAUCAACCUUCUUCCAAAAUAUAUUCAUUGAAGAUCACUCUUGUUUUUCUUUUCUUGCAAACCAAACUUUAUGGAGAUAUGAUAAGAGAAUUUACAAUUCAACUCUUGAUUGGUUCGACGGAGCGGUCUCUCAGCCUCAACUAGUUUUAGCAGAUCUUAUUGAAGCUUCAUUUCCUACAGGAAAUUACACGACAACAUACUUUAGAAACCUUGCAAAGGAAGAAGCAGUAAUAAGCAUUGGUCCUAACAUGUGUGAUAGAGAGACCUCCACAGCAAUGCAGCCCACAUUAGUAGCUUGCAGAUAAUGCUACAAAUCAUUUCAAAUUUAUUUUUUUCAAGUUUCUUUAACUUUCCUUAAUUUGAAGAUAUGGGUUAUACAAUAAUAUAAUUUUCAUUCAUUAGUUUUA